AUGAGACGAAUCUUUUCCAGUAGCAAGUCUCCCGGGAACUCGCCCAAGAAUAUCAGUGCUACCUCCUUCCCGAGUCCCAAAUCAUCGUCCUCCUCCUCCAAGAAUGCAAUGCCAUCGCCGGUGACGCCAGAUCAGGACGGUACAGACCCAUUAUCCCCUGAGUUGGUCCCGAUCGUUACAUUACUCUCCAGUCAGGUUCAUAGAAGGUAUCACGAUGGUGUCCUGCUAGUUCUGGAGGACCUGAAGAAUGAUGGGACCCCCGCUGAGAGAAAAUGGAAGGAAGUAUAUGGUGUCCUCAUCGGUACGCAGUUAGCCUUAUGGGAUGCUAAGGAAUUGGCAGGAGGUCCGCAGCAUCAUAUUUCCGAAUACAAAUUGAAACAGUUAGCCUCUAAGCCCACGUAUAUUAACUUCACAGAUGCGAUAUUAAAGACGUUAGAUUCACAGGAUAAUGUUGUCACUGAAUCAAACCAAAGAUUGGAUAAUGUGCUUGUAGUGUCUACAACUUUGAAGAACAGGUAUUUUCUGCAAUACAGUAAUAAGGAAUCCUUUAAUCAAUGGAACGCCGCUAUUAGGUUAAGUGUGUUUGAAUGUACGUCUUUACAGGAGGCUUACACAGGUGCAUUUAUCUCUAGUCGGGGGUCCCGAUUGGGAGAUAUUAAGAUUUUGUUGGCUGAUACCAAGUUUAAAUAUGAAGAUUGGGUUAGUGUAAGAUUUGGGCCGGGGAUGCCAUGGAAACGUUGUUAUGCAGUCAUUUCUCAAGGAACAGGGAAAGAGAAAAAAGGCAAAAUGCAACUAGGUGAGAUCAAUUUUUAUGAAAAUGAUAAGAAAAUUAAGAAGGCUAAUUCCAUGACUACAGUCACUGGUGCAAGAGCAAUUUAUGCAGUGUAUCCGUCGUCUCCAAGAUUAAUUGAUGAAUCUACUAUUAUUAAAUUGGAAGGUUCAAUUACCAUGGGGAAGAAGGAAGAACCUCAAGAAUCAAGCUUAUUUAUCAUGCCUGAGAAACAUAAUGCAGUUCCAGGGUAUGACACUAUCAUUAGAUUCUUAAUUCCAGCAAUGAAUGCAUUUAAAUUAUAUGGUCGGCCCAAACGUCUUACUGCCAAUAAGGAUGAUCCUGAAUCCCUGCUUUUUGCAUUACCGGUAUUACCAUGCAUAUAUUACUUGAAUGUGGAGGAUUUAUAUCCGAUGGUAAAUUCAUCUUCUAGCAUGUAUUGGACAAAUUAUGAAUGGAGAGAACAAAUACGAGGAUUGCUACAGCGUAAAUUGACAUCUGGUUAUAGUGGAUGUGGUUCCACCAGCGACUUAACCAUGUCGGUAAUGUCACCAGUCAUAGGUUCAUCUGAAUUGUUCGAUGGUCCAAGUAGUCCGAUCAUGUCUCCACUUUUAAAUCACAGUAGACAGGCUAUGAGGAGUAAUCCUGGUAGUAAUGAAAGAUUAGCUGUAACGACAGAAAGGAAUAUAUCAAAUCCAAUGUUGAGAAGGCAAAUUACACCAAAUGAACAAGAAAAUAACAGUAAGAUUGAUAAUACUUUGGGGUCGGCUCCUUUGUAUCAUACCAAUACAAACAGGCUGAAAGAAAAUGUUCCUAGGGCUUCAUCACCAUUGGGACAACCAGAGACAACGAGAAAUAUUCCUGCGGGUAUGAAACUUAAUAUUGUGGAUUCCAAUUUUGAGAAAUUCGAUGAUCCAUCGACGAAUCCUUACAGAAAAACAAGUCCCAAGAAGAAGAGUGAUCUUUCUAGGCAUAACACAGGAACAUCUGAUUUAUUUGAUCUGUAUACUGAUUAUUCUACGGAACCAUUUGGAAUGAGUUCAAGUGUAACUAAAGAUAAACGUCAUAAUAAAACAGAGGAAAAAACUAAUCCAUUUUCACAUCGGGCAAGACAAAUCUCGCCACGAAAGCAGAACUCGGUGCCUGUUGAUGAUAUUUCUAAGGAUCUUGCAGAUAUUGAUGUGUUGGGGUCUGGCGAAGACUUACUAAAAGACUUGAACUUAAAUGGUGAUUUCUCGGGAAAGACAAUUAUGGAUAAUAAUGAUACGAAUGUUUUUGAUCCAGAUUUCAUGGAACAAGAUCAAUUACUUCAGUCUGAACAACUUUACAAGAAUUCAGCAGCAACCACAGCAGCAAGACGCCAACCACAAAUGAACUCCCAUUCAAAUGUUGAAAAUAACUCGUCAAAAAAUAUCCGCCGUCCAUAUCCUGAGGAUGCAUACGGCACGAAUACAUCAAAGCCUACACAUCAAACUCCAGUCACUCCAGUUGACCAAGUGCAAAGAAUUCGACUUCCCCCUGCAAAUAAUUCUGGUUUCAGACAACAGCCAGCUCAAGGGCCGGCACAACCGAAACCACAACAGUUACAGGUUGAAAUGGGUAACCCAUAUAGGACCAGGCCAAGUCAAGAACCAACCCCUCAGCAAAUAAAUGUACCUUCUCACCCUGGAUCAAAAUUACAUCAGAGGCCACCUAACGGUUUCUCUCCAAAUUCAAUGGCACCGAACUAUCCUAAUAGAGGGAUGCCACCUCCACAGCAACAACAACAACAUCAUCCAUCUAAUUUACCAAAAUUACCACCUCAUCAAAAUGGACCUUACAACAAUUAUGGGAAGCAGUCUCCUUAUAAUCCACAAGGGAAAAGGAUCCCACCAGCCAUGCAUAAUCCAUACCAACAACACCCACAAUAUAUGCCAAAUGGGCCACAGAUGCAACAAAGACCAAUGGGGCAAUAUCGUGGACCACCUCCUUCACAAGCACCUCAUCAAGCACUUCGUUCCCCUGGCUACCCACCAGCCUUUCCACAUGGUAAUAGACCGCCACCAAACCAAAACCAGGCGUAUCCACCUCCCGUCCCCUCUAAUAAUAUCAAACCAACCAAACCAGGUGGAGGAGGAUUUUCUCAAUUUAUGCCUCCAAGUCAAUCAAAUAAUAAUCCUUAUUCUCAUUAA
Molecule: messenger RNA, 2940 nt
Organism: Naumovozyma castellii
Lineage: Eukaryota; Fungi; Ascomycota; Saccharomycetes; Saccharomycetales; Saccharomycetaceae
Gene: CAF120
Product: Caf120p
Exons: 1
Coding region: 1-2940 (979 amino acids)
Source: RefSeq, a predicted model, not a curated record